AUGACAAGUCGCAACAAGGAGAACAAAGGAGGUAUCAAUUGGGAUGCAAUCAUGCAGUCUGAUUGGGACAAUGAUCUAAAGACGCUCGAGGAGUUUGGCAAGAACUCUGUUGUUCCCGAUGUGCCCCUCUCGCAGAAGCAUGCUGUUGUGAAGAAAGAGGAAGAAAGCGAUGACGAAUUUGAGUUCGGCAAGGAUGAAGAAGUUGUCAAGAGUGGUAAGAAGCCACUGACGCCAAGUGAUUACGGAUUCACAGUUGUUCGACUGACUGACCUUGUCCCUGAUGGCUUCCCUUCUUAUCCAAAUGGAACCCCAAUCUUUCCUGGCGGGGAAAACUCUCCUAUCUACCCAAACCACCCUGAUUACCACCACUACAUGGGGGCUGAUCCAACCGAUCCAAACAUUCGUCGAACCAAUUCCCCACACAAACCCAAAGCUCUUGACUACAAGAAAGAAGAACCGGAGCCCCUUCUCUCGAGGACAUGUGGCUACUGCAACCAAGCCCCCUGUUUCAUGUUGCAGGAUUUGAUUGGUAAUUCACUGAUGAUGACAGGAGACAUGAUGAAAGAUGAUGGGUUCAGCAACCAGCAGAUUCGAAAGGCUCUCUACACUGAGGCAUCUCGCAUGAUCAAUGGUCGCCUUGGUCCAGGAAUCAGAAAGAAGCUUCCUACUUGUGUCGAAGGUGAGAUCAAGGAUAGCUACCCUCGCGACAAGAACAAGGAUCCCGAAUACGUGGGAUAUAAAGCCAAUUAG
Seminavis robusta is the source of this 750-nucleotide messenger RNA. The record is from the annotation of a GenBank genome assembly. NCBI's taxonomy places the organism in Eukaryota, Bacillariophyta, Bacillariophyceae, Naviculales, Naviculaceae.